AUGGGUGAUAUGCAGGUUAUCAGUCUCGUUGGUGCCCAAAAAGCAUCUCUUCACCCUGAUGAUAUGCUAUUGCUGUCCAAUUUUGUUAUGUCUUCUGAAUUAUUUAGGACAUCUGAAUCCUUCUCCCUCAUUUGUCUGCCAAGAUUCAAUCCCAUGGCAUUUUUAUAUGCUUAUGUGCAUUAUCUUGAUGUUGACACAUACUUAAUAUUGCUGACUACAAGCUCAGAUGCCUUUUAUCAUCUUAAAGAUUGCAGGAUACAUGUGGAAAAUGUACUGGGUGAAGUUCAAAGAUCUAUGGUGGAUGGUGGCAUGCGCAUUGAGGUAAAAGAUUUACCUAAUGACCAUGGUUCCCGUUCUGGAGAAGUCUCCCCUCAUUUGGGCCAGCCCGGACGUGCAACGGAUUCAUCAAAGAGAUUCGACGAAGCAGUCUUAGGUGUUGGUGGCCCUGCUGGACUUUGGCAUUUUAUAUAUCGAAGUAUUUAUCUUGAUCAAUAUGUCUCAUCAGAGUUUUCCUCACCAAUAAUAGCAGACAACAGCAAUAAAGGUUGUAUAGAGCUUACCAGAAGAUAUAUGCGUCCAUGCAUGAUAAUGGAAUUGGGCCUCACAAAACUCAAUUCAGAAGGAAUGAGAAUUAUGGUAUGUUCUUUUUUCUGCCGCUUUUUCAUGCAAUUGGUGUUGCUUAUGAAGCAUAGUCCCACGCUUCCCAGCAUGAUGUUAUAUGAGCAUGCCGUACCAUCCUUUAACUCUCACAAUUUUCUCUGCCUGAUGGAGUUUCUUUUAUGCUGGGCUACCCCGGAUUUAGAACUUUAUGCAGUAUUUGAUCCUCUGGCAGACGAGGAUGUCUACUUCAAACUCGCUUUGUCAAUCAAGUCUUCUAGUGUUAUAUGUGCCGGACUACAUUUUGUCUUGGUUGAGACAGAGCCGCUGUCAGUACAUGGUCCAAUUUGGUUCUUGAAUUUCAGCUCUUCUAAACAUGCAUACCUAGAUCAACUUAAGGACAUUCUAGUCCUGCUAUGCCCUGAUACUGUUGACUUUUUUCUCUUCUUUUACAUGCCACUUGGGCAUAAUCAGGCUCUUGCAAUAAAAACUUUCAAUCGGAUGGCAAUGAAAGCCAAUUGUAGUCAUAAAGUUCGACAGUCAAAGUUUGAGCUCAUCUGCAUAGGCAAUACUUAUUUUCGGUUGAGCCACUGA
Messenger RNA from Lycium barbarum (goji berry), 1191 nucleotides. Its product is annotated as vacuolar fusion protein MON1 homolog. NCBI's taxonomy places the organism in Eukaryota, Viridiplantae, Streptophyta, Magnoliopsida, Solanales, Solanaceae. Bases 1 to 1191 code for a protein of 396 amino acids. The record is from RefSeq and is a predicted model, not a curated record. Gene Ontology annotation, biological process: protein targeting to vacuole; vesicle-mediated transport. The transcript is spliced from 10 exons.